GGAUAAAAUGGCUUUUGAAAAUGGAAUUAUUCGCGCAGAUCCAAUGUCACACAGACCUGUUGAGCUUUGGAAGAAAUAUUUGAGACAGGGACGUACUUGUGAGCCUGCAAAAGUACUUCGAUUGGAUACGCCUAUCCACCCAGACAAGGUUUAUUACACCCACGAAAAGAUGGACGAAGUUUUAGAUUUAAUUCCGGAUGGGGACGUUCUCAUUCAUGCCGGUGAUUUUACUGAAGCUGGGGAUGUUAGCGCUGUAAUUAAAUUUAAUCAACAAAUUGGCAAAUUACCCCAUAAAGUAAAAAUUGUUAUUGCUGGAAAUCACGAAUUGGGAUUUGAAGAUGGGGAGGAAAUGAGCGAUAGACAGUUAGCGGGACUUUCAAUGUUGGGUAUUGGAAAGGCUUAUGAAUUACUUACAAAUUGUAUUUACCUUUGCGAUCGACUGAUCGAGGUUUAUGGCAUCAAAAUCUACGGUGCUCCUUGGCAUCCAAUGCCUGGUUAUUCAUUUUACAGGCAAAGGGGCCAGGCAUUAUUACAAAAAUGGAAUCAAAUUCCCAACAAGACAGAUGUUUUAAUUACUCACACACCGCCGUUGGGUCACGGUGAUUUUAAUGCUUGGACAAAACUUGGUGGGAUGUUGGCUGGAUGUGCCGAGUUGUUAAAUACAGUAGAAUACCGCGUUAAGCCAAAGUAUCAUGUUUUUGGGCACAUUCAUCAACAACACGGUUGCACGACAAAUGGAGUUACAACAUUUAUCAAUGCAUCAACGUGUGAUCAUAAGUUACGGACAGAAUACGAUCCAAUAAUUUUCGACAUGCCUCUUCCUUAUGGGCGUUCUAAAGACGAAGUGAUUGUUCUCUAA
This is a messenger RNA of Meloidogyne enterolobii, 859 nucleotides long. The record is from the annotation of a GenBank genome assembly. Lineage: Eukaryota; Metazoa; Nematoda; Chromadorea; Rhabditida; Meloidogynidae.